Molecule: messenger RNA, 2931 nt
Organism: Mangifera indica (mango)
Lineage: Eukaryota; Viridiplantae; Streptophyta; Magnoliopsida; Sapindales; Anacardiaceae
Product: mechanosensitive ion channel protein 10-like
Exons: 5
Coding region: 491-2749 (752 amino acids)
Biological process (GO): transmembrane transport; detection of mechanical stimulus; monoatomic anion transport
Cellular component (GO): plasma membrane
Molecular function (GO): mechanosensitive monoatomic ion channel activity
Source: RefSeq, a predicted model, not a curated record
UGCGUGCUCUCUUCGGUCAACAGUUGAAGCGCCAAACUCAACGUUUGUUUUCUUUAUCUGUUUGUCUUUGCUUCUUAUUCCGUUAUAUUCAUCUCUCUUUUACACACCAAACCAUUUGUUCCGUUUGUUUCCCGAGAGAACACUCAGAUUUUACUAAGAAACACUCUGAAUCUCUGGCAUUUGAAUGACGUUCUAAUCAUCCGCCUUUUCUCUUUGUUUCUCUUCAACUUUCCUUCCAACCUAACCCUAUCGUUUUGCUGUCUGUCGUCUACUUAUCAACUUCUGCCGUCUCUUUCUAUGAUUCUUGUAAUACGUUUACGUUCCACCUCUUAAGUUUAGAAUCCAUGGAAAUUUUCUGCUAUCUGGUUGCUCUCUGAUUCCUGGAAAAAUCAGCAAUAUAGUUUAUGUUGUGAAACACGUGUGCUUUGUACAUGCAUAGUUCAGUGAAGGAGAAAAUUAGGGUUUCAAGUGUAACGAAGAGUAAAGCGAAAUGGAAACUGGAAAAGGCGUGUCUGAGAAAAAAGGGACCAAUGCAAACGAUGUCGUACUACACAUUUUACAUCCUGAAGAAGCUUCUUCUACUAAGGUGGAAUCUUCCAAUAUUGAAGGAACAGAGUUACAGAAUGUGAGAUGCAGAGCGAAAGCAUCCACAUUUAUAAGCUCACCUUCUCGAGAUAUUGUUAAUUCGACUCCAGCUUCAAAUAAGCCUCCUAAAAUCCCAACUCAGUCUUUAACUCAGAGGAAGUCGCUUGCAAGAUCCGAGUUUUCGAAGCCCAAAUCAAGAUUGGUUGAACCUUAUAAUCCCAAUGAUGCUAAAGUGGUGGAAGAAAAACCAGAGUUGGUGACUUCGAGCUCCCCCCACAGGAACUCACCAAAGGUUUCCACUCCAAGGGAGAACUUGAAAUCAGCUCCUGUUACACCAAAAACACCUUUGAUUGGAACUCCGGGAGAGGACGAGGAGGACGAUGAAGAUGUUUACAAGACUAGUCUGAAAGUGAGUGAAAAGAAGGGUAAGAAAAUGAAUUUUUUUGUCAUAAUUGAGUGGGUUUUACUCGUAGGUGUAACAGGGUUUUUAGUUGCUAGCUUAAUAGUGAAUAAAUUGCAACACCGCAUGAUUCGGGGUUUAGAGCUGUGGAAAUGGUGUGUGUUGAUUGUGGUGAUUUUUUGUGGUAGAUUGUUCACUGGAUGGUUUAUGAAUAUAGUGGUUUUUUCGAUCGAAAGGAACUUCUUGCUUAAGAAAAAGGUUAUGUAUUUUGUUUAUGGGUUGAGGAGGAGUGUCAGAGUUUUUAUUUGGCUAUGUUUGGUUCUUUUAGCUUGGACCCUGUUGUUUAAUCAUGGAGUUAAGAGAUCAAAAAAAGCUACUAAGAUUCUAAAUUAUAUUACUAGGGCUCUUGCUUCUUGUCUCAUUACUUCGGCUCUAUGGUUGGUGAAGACUUUGUUUGUUAAAUUACUUGCUUCUUCUUUCCAAGCUACAAGAUUCUUUGAUCGCAUUCAAGAAUCAAUCUUUCAUCAAUAUAUACUUAAGACUCUUUCUGGACCUCCAUUAAUGGAGAUGGCUGAACAUGUUGGGAGAUCAAAUACUCCUGGGCAGUUGAGUUUUAUGAGUGGGAGAAAAGAAAAUAAAGAGCGAAAUGAGGAGAUGAUUGAUGUGGAAAAGCUGAAAAAGAUGAAGCAAGAGAAAGUUUCUGCUUGGACCAUGAAAGGGUUAAUUAAUGUCAUUAGUGGCUCAGGGCUGUCUACUAUCUCAAAUUCACUUGACAAUUUCAAUGACGAGGAGGGUGAGCAGAAAGAUAAGGAGAUUACUAGUGAAUGGGAAGCAAAGGCUGCUGCUUAUCAGAUUUUCAGUAAUGUUGCCAAGCCUCAUAGCAAGUACAUUGAUGAGGAGGAUCUAUUGCGCUUCAUGAAAAAGGAGGAGGUGGACAAUAUGAUUCCACUGUUUGAAGGAGCAGCAGAAACAAGAAAGAUCAAGAGGUCUACUUUUAAGAAUUGGGUGGUUAAAGCUUACCUUGAUCGAAAGUCUCUGGCACAUACCUUAAAUGACACCAAAACAGCCAUAGAAGAGCUGAACAGGAUUAUUUCAGGAAUUGUGAUUGUUGUGGCCGUUAUUGUGGGGUUGCUUAUUAUGGGACUUUUAACAACCCAGAUACUUGUAUUCAUUUCAUCCCAACUCUUACUUGUGGCAUUCAUGUUUGGUAACACUGCCAAGACUGUAUUUGAAGCUAUCAUAUUUGUCUUUGUGAUGCACCCAUUUGAUGUAGGUGAUAGAUGUGUUAUUGAUGGAGUACAGAUGAUCGUUGAGGAGGUGAACAUUUUGACAACAAUCUUUUUGAGAUUUGACAAUGAGAAAAUAUUCUAUCCCAAUUCAGUUCUAGCUACAAAACCCAUCAGCAACUUUUACCGGAGCCCAGAGAUGAGUGAUUCUGUGGAGUUUUCUAUUGAUGUUUCCACGUCAUUGGAGAAGAUUAAAGCUCUAAAAUCUAAAAUAAAAAUGUACUUGGAGAGCAAGCCGCAACACUGGCGUCCGGCUCACAAUGUAGUGGUUAAGGACAUUGAGGAUGUGAACAAGAUGAAAAUGGCUCUCUUUGUUACACACACUAUUAACUUUCAGAAUUAUGGAGAUAAAAACAGUAGAAGAUCCGAACUAGUCCUCGAACUAAAGAAAAUAUUCGAAGAAGUUAAAAUCGGAUAUCAUCUUCUACCCCAAGAAGUUCAGGUCAGUUAUAUCUCUGUUCCACCACUUGCAAGGUGAUCAUCUUUAUUGACUACACUCUUCCCUGUACACAUUCAGACUCAGAGAGACUACCUCUUAUCUCUUUUAAGUGUAGCACCUAACUUUCUUCAAUAUUCUCCAUUCUCACCUUGCUUUCAUUAAUAAGGACAUAGAAAAGAAAACACCAUAACAAUAUCAAUAGAGAAAUUCAUUAUCUGUCA